Aspergillus terreus NIH2624 is the source of this 3702-nucleotide messenger RNA. RefSeq names its product putative SH3 domain protein (Cyk3). Lineage: Eukaryota; Fungi; Ascomycota; Eurotiomycetes; Eurotiales; Aspergillaceae. Bases 1 to 3702 code for a protein of 1233 amino acids. The record is from RefSeq and is a predicted model, not a curated record. Gene Ontology annotation, molecular function: protein binding. Gene Ontology annotation, cellular component: cytoplasm. The transcript is spliced from 2 exons.
AUGGCAACCGACGCACCACAGUUGCCUACCCGGUUCCCCUGCUGGUGUCGGGCAAUUUACUCAUGGGGAGGAGAGACAAAGCGCGAUCUGGGAAUUAUCGAAGGGGAUCUCAUCGAAUGCUUGAAUGCGGGCGAUGGAAAAUGGUGGAUGGGUCGCUUGCGCCGGGACAGGCGCAUGGUGGGACUGUUUCCCUCCAACUACGUCGAGGUCCUUGGGGAAGAUUUCGUCCCGGUCAGUCGCACCGCAAGCCCAAUGGUUCAAGCUGCUGCUUCUCCCAUCACCAAUCCCACUUCCGCCCCCAAAAAGCAAAAGACCGUCUUUCGGAAACCCUUCCAGGCCCACAAGGAGGCCCUUGCGCCAGCUGAGCUUGCCCGAAGCUCAACCUCGUCAUCCCCACUCACGAGCUCCAUCCCCCAAACCCCGCCUCGAGAUGGGAGUCUGUCCCGCAAGACAAAACCUUUACGUACCCCGACGAGUGCGAUCAAACAUCAAAGCUCUACAUCUCGGCCUUCGUCGUCGCGCUCACGGCCGCCGUCUCGUGCGGUCUCUCCACGACCUCCUCCGGAGCCGAGUCAUGCACCAGCGCCGAUGCCACCCGCGCCGAUACCACCUGCGCAUGAUGUAUUCCGAUCUCGCCCUCCGUCGCGUGGUGCGUCGCCACGUCCACGUCAAGAUACUCAGCUCGUCUUGCCUUCCAUCCCACCUACUCAGUCCGCGCGCCCAAGGCCACCGUCGCGUGCCGCAUCUCCCCUUAUACCACAAGAAUCAAACUACUUUGUCGCACCAGCCCCGAUGACGCACAACGCGCCAUUGCCCCGGCCUUCGUCCCGGGAGAUCUCACCCCUCCAGCUCCAGGAGCGGGAGGAGUCCCCGCCUCCGCCACCACCACCUCCGCACCGAAUUGCUGUUAACCGUCCGCCAUCAAGAGAAGCAGUACCAACACAUUUUGAUAUGAACGACCGCUAUGUCGUAAUGUCACGAACUCCGUCGCCUGCUGUACAUUCCGACGUCAACGACGGGCACACUCCUUCUCCUCUUAGAGACGCUAUGGAGGAUGUAAUGACUUCAUUGGAGGAUAUGGGGAUGUCUCGUGGAACCACCUCUCCGUCACCACAACCCGCUUUCAACAACCCAUGGUCCCCGGAUGCUUACGAUAGCUUUCGUGAUACCCGGCCAACACAGACAGUUGGUCGGUCGUUGACAUCUUUGGGAUUCGAAGGCGAUAAGGACUACCAAUAUCCGCCGGCACCCCCUCAUCGGAACAGCGUUUAUGCCCACGACCAGUUCCUUGAUGGCCCUCCACAGCUGAACAACUAUGUGCAGCGAAUGGAAAGCCGCCUCCGCCAGAUGCAAGAGCAAAGUCGGAGGGGCUCAGAGGAUAUACAGCCCUCCGAGGAUGACGAGGAGCCGCCCCCACCGCCCCCGAGAAACGUUCCGUAUCAUGCGAGGCACAACUCAACCCCAGCUCAUUACCCCCACUUGCGGAGUCGGCGGUCGGGGCAGGAUUUGAGGGAUGAUAUGCUCAAUCGGACUUACACCACCAAAUCGAGCACCACGAACUCGUCCAGCGGAGUGCAGAGCACCAGCACAAACAUGACUGUCAGCACAGAAAGGACCAGCCAAAGCCUGAUGAGCGGUCCAUCUGCGGGCGGAUUCAGCGCAACAAGUGCAGGUAGCUACGCGCGCCGAGGCAUUGGAGCAGGUGAGAGGCCAAGUACCGCUAUGGACACUUUUCGUAGCAGAGGGUUCAGCGAUGUUUCGCGACUAUCACGACCAGAGACGCCCUUGACUGGGAUUUCAUACCAUUCCAGCCACAAUACCUCCCGUCAGGGUGCAUCUUCUGCAAUUCCAUGGUCAUCGUCUGCAGGUGGUACGGAAGAAACUGCCGGUGUUUUCGGUGGUCUAACUACCCCUAAGGCCAAAAAGCACGGAUUUUUCAAAAAGAUUUUCGAAACGGCCAAGACUGGUGCCGCAAACGCCAGAAGCAGCAUUGCCGUUGGGCAAAGCGGCGGCUCUUACUCCCCUACUAAAGGCAGAGCAGUGUCUCCGAUCAGGUCCUUGCGCCGUGAUAGCGCUCGUGACACCGGGACGGGUGGUAGUGCCAUAGACUGGGUACAAGUGCGGCGAGAUGUUAACCGUGCCAGCUCACCGAGUCGAAACGAGAGGAUUGAACGGGCAGAACGGUGUCAGAUGAUGGACAAUCCCGUCAUCUAUGCGGUCGAGGAGUUGUACGACACUGCUGAAGGUGACGAAAGCAUCGAUGGUCUACCGAUAAGUGAGCCAACCAACUUUGGCACGGUCAAUCUGAAUCUCGUGGACAAGAGCGCCCGCUUCGUUAACAGCCUUCCUCCCAUGACUAACCCCAUAAGCCUCGCUCAGGGGUAUAUCUGCCGUCCUUACAAGAGUGAUGUCCAGAGAUUGCGUGCUAUUUUUACCUGGGUCAGCGAGAAAAUCGCGUGGGAUGAGCCGGUGGAGGAGUUCGGCGUGGACCUGAAGCGGGUGGUGCAGACCAAAAGGGGAAGUCCUCAUGAGGUGGCUUUUCUGGUUAAAGAGAUGUGUGCCGCCGUCGGUCUACAUUCGGACGCAGUCAAGGGAUUCCUCAAGACCCCCGGCGAGAUGUUCGACCUGGACAGUCUCUCGCGGCCUAAUCAUUGGUGGAACACGGUUCUUGUGGAUGGCGAAUGGCGGAUCAUGGACUGUUCGUUAGCAAACCCAACGAACCCCUGGCGCAAUAAGUUCGUGACGACCGGGUCUGCUGCCGCAGAGAGCUGGUACUUUCUUGCGCGUCCGAUGGAGAUCUGCUACACGCAUGUACCGCUCUCUCCAGAAGACCAACACAUCUGUCCACCAAUUUCACCUGAUGUUUUGCUGUCUCUCCCGGCUGUAUGCCCAGCCUAUUUCAAGAACAACAUGCAAGUUCCUGAUUACGACACAAGUGUCAUUCACAUUGAAGGACUGGAGGUCAUGCAACUUCGACUUCUUGUUCCUCCCGAUGUGGAGUGUGUUGCUGAAGUGGAAGCUCCUGCUUUUGCGUGCGACGCGGAUGGUGACUAUUUCGAGAGUGGUGAGGUUGUGCGGAAGCGUGCUCUGAUCCAACCUGACUGGGUCCAAGGCCAGAAGCGCUUUACUGUGAAGGCUGUCCUCCCGGGCGACGAAGGGCAAGGUACAGUCAAGAUAUACGCUGGUAAGAAGGGCUUGAUGCAUUCCAGCCGUGACAUCCCCCAUCCAUUAGCACUCGCCCUGCCAAUUCUGCACACCGGGGAGAACCCGCCCUACGACUUCGUCCAGCGCCAUCCCACUCCUCAUGCACAGCGCCAUGACUUGUACAUUAUGCAGCCCCAGUGCGCACGACUUGCCGUGAACAACACGUUUGUCUUUGCGAUUCGCCAGCAUCCGGCAUCUCUACCGGCGGUGCCCGGCGGGAAUGAGUCUAGCAUCAGCGGACGCGUCUCCCCCUCCGUAUUCUCUAGACCUGCUAGUGCGCUCAGCAUGUCUCCGUCGGGCAAGAUUCUGCGAUUGACCAGGAAAGCCGAUCAUAUGAUCAGUACCAAUAACAAUCCCGAAACCAUCACCGAUGCCACAGCUGAUGGCAGUGUCUGGGAAACAGUCAUCAAAAUUGGUGAGCGUGGAAUCUGGCGAGGCUUGGUUCUGGCUGACCGUGUGGCACGCUGGUGUGUGUUCUGCGAAUGGGAGUGCUACUGA